Messenger RNA from Pecten maximus, 6534 nucleotides. Its product is annotated as coiled-coil and C2 domain-containing protein 2A-like. The record is from RefSeq and is a predicted model, not a curated record. Gene Ontology annotation, biological process: non-motile cilium assembly; protein localization to ciliary transition zone. Gene Ontology annotation, cellular component: ciliary transition zone. Lineage: Eukaryota; Metazoa; Mollusca; Bivalvia; Pectinida; Pectinidae.
GUGUUGAAGACCCGAUGGUUGGCCAGCGCCUUUGGGAAAUUCAAGUUCUAUCUUGAAGAAAGAAUGUAAACAUGUCAUCUUUAUGUGGUCAUUGAAGACAAGUGUGUGAUUGUCUCUCUGCAGUUAGCUCUAUUUAGGUGUUUUGAUUAAGAUUGUGUAGGAUUAUCCUGCAUAGAUCCCGAAAGUCGGAGAACACUGAAGUACAAGGAGUUGCUACGCACGCUGUCCGUCUAAUCCUACAUCAGAGGAACCAUCAGAGAUGUCGGACACAAAACCAAAGAAAAAGAAGAGGAAGCAAAAGCAACGUCUGCUGACAGAAGAAGGAGGUGAAGACGCUGAUGGAAUAGCCAACCCUAUAUUGACAGGGGAGGAGUCGGACACUGGAUUGGUGUACAGCGGAGGGGAAACUUCAGGAGGGGAGACUGCUGAAGACAUUGAGGAGGCAGAAAAUCUUGCUCAAGAUUUGAAAACAAAACAUGCACAAAAACAACGAGAGUUAUCGGAGGUCACUUCACCCAAAGAUGACGUGGCCAAGGAACUACGCACCAUUAAGAAGAAAAGCAAGGAGAAAGUAGAGGAAACAAUCCGACAGGAGCAGGAAGAGAGUGCUGGAGAGGAUACAACCCAUCUUACUGCCACGGAGGUGGGCGAGGAUGGAACCCUUCCCAUGCCUGAGGGGGAGGAGACGGGGAAGGGGAUACCCACCCUAGAAGGGGAGGGGAUACCCACCCUACCGGAGGGAGAGGAGGAAGAUGAAGAGAGUAAAGUUAAAAAAUUGAAAAAGAAGAAAAAGACAGAAGAAUCAGAAAUUACGCCUAUUACCCAGGAAGAGGAUGAGGCUAAGUCAGAGGAGCCUGCCCCUCCCAAACCACCCGAGGAGGAUACUAAAACCCCUAAGGGAAAGUCCCUCAAAGAUCGCCUGAAGAACAGGCUACAGAAGGCUAAGGAAACGGCUGUGUCUGAGGUCCAGGAAAAGGAGAGGGAGGAACGCCGUGAGAAACGACUCAAGCGUGACCAACAAGUCACACGAUUUGAUACAGAGAUGUCUUAUCUCAAAAAGACUAUGAAUCUAUUUCGCAAGUAUGAUGAGGCUGAGAUGGAGAGACUGGAAGAAAGAUCGAGACAAGUUAGGAUGCGAUUGAAAAAGCUGAGUCAGCAACCUUCAUCUGAGAGGAGGAAACAAAUAUUGGAAUCCAAGGGGAUUUUUGUUCCUACAACGGAAGAGGCCUUUGACUUCUUCACUCGUAACUUUGAUCCCGAGCCAGAUGAAGAAAAGAAAGACGAAGGUGAGGAGAAAGCAGAUACAGAAAAAGAUGAAAAAGAAGAUAAGGAUGAGGAGGAGGCUGGUCCUAGUACUGAACCCAAGGAUGGAGAAGAAGGAGAGGAGGGUGAAGGGGAAGGGGAAGGAGAGGAGGGGGAUAAGGCCAAGAAAAAGAAAAAAGACAAAGGAAAGAAGGACAAAGAAGCUGAUGAAGAGAAAACUCCUCUGCUGGAUGAUGUAAUGGAGGAUGAUUAUAGUUUCCGUCCUGUCGUGGUCAGAGGAGCUGAGUUCCCCGACCCAAUGGAGAUGCAAAAGAAAGAGGCAGAAAUCUACUUUGUACCUUCAGUAACUACAGUUCCAUCAGACCAGAAGGUUUCAGAAGAGCAGCAGCCCCGUUUCCUGGAGGAUGAGGGUUUUUAUGUUGGAACACGGCCAGAUCCUUCAGGCUGGAAUGUCAAUAAGAUGGAACACAGACUCCUUAAGGAGCCAGAUGGCCGGCGUUGGUUUGGUGAGGACGGACGUAUGUUGGCCCUGCCUGACCCACUCCGACCAACACCCUCUCGUCCCCCAGUGCCCGAUGAGAAAGAACCUUACCUUGAGACCGUGUUUAAAGGAGCCAUCAUGCGAGAGUUCGACAGCAAAUAUAUUGACGGAUCUGUUGAUAAUAGCGGGUUUUAUCAGCUGGACGUCGAUAUCAACUCUAUUGUGAUGUCCCAUCACCACUUGUACAGCCGUGAACAUGUCCUUGCUACACGGCUUCAAGAACUCUACAGUGCAUAUCUCAGCAGGCAGAUAAAAAACAUGACAGACUAUCUCACGGAGAAGCUCAAGGCUCUGAAAAGUUCAACUCUUCAUCUGAAAGAUCACAUGCUUGCACACAAGUCAGAACACAAUUUUGCUGAUCGCUCAAACUAUGAGAGACGACUUCGAGAAUACAAGUUAGAAACCAGGAAAGCUCGUGAAAUGAGAGACAAAGAGGAACAAACAGAUAGACAGGUUCUCAAAGGAAUUAUCCACACAUGGAAGGAAAUUCGAGCACAGAGAGAGAAGCAAAACUACAGUAAUACCUCUGUUAAAGUUCAGUUCAAAAAGGAGGAGGUAGACAAGAACCGUGACAUGAUGGUUUGGCGUCAGGAGAUUGAAGAAGAAGUGGAUGAGGUGCGUGACGCUCACGCUGAAGAUUAUCAGAUUAAGAUGAAGGAAUUCCAGGAACAGAAGAAGGAAAAGGACAAACAAAUCAAAGCCAAGGCAGAUGCAGCUAAACGACAGAAGAAGCGAGGAAGUAAAGCUUCUAAGACUUCUAGGGGGUCUCGGGCAUCUAAACUCAGUGCAGAGGACCAGUCACCGGAGGACAAACAAAAAGACAUAGAUAUAUUAAAUGAAGAGGACUUGCCAGAACCUGAACUUCCAGAUGAAUUUGAUGAAACAGUUACAAGAGAAAAGAUAAAGAAUAAAGUGAUGGAGAUCCGGCGACGACCAGGUGAACCAAAGCUGCAACCAGAAUUAACUCAUAGCAACAGUAUAACAGCAACAGCCCAGUGUCCUCGGGGUGAGCAACAGCGACGAGAAGCAUUAUCUGGGUGUAAAAUAUUUAUCAAGGUGCUAUUCAACAAUAAAGAAGUGUCACGCACGUUAUCAAAAACAUUAUCACAAGAUUUCAAAGUAACAUUUGGUCAAAUAUUCAACAUCAAAAUUGUCCAGUGGCCGGAGAGUAUAAAGUUCCAGAUUUUUGAGACAGUGGGUUACAGUACUGAAAUGUUAGCAGAGCUGUUCGCCAGUAUACCUGAGGUCUCCAUCACAUCGCAGGCCGUCCAGCUAGAGAAUCUAGACUUCAGCUGUGAUCACCGAGUAAACCACAGUCAUGAGGGAGUGGGCAGUGGUGUACCAUUUAGCUAUGGAACUAAGAUGGAUAAUGAGAUGAUCACUCUGAUGACCACUGGUGAAUUGUACAGCAGUGUGGCCUGGGCAGUGGACGAAAACAACCAGCCCCUCGUUCCUCCGAUCAGUAAUGUCGGCAAGGAUAAUGUGUUCAGUGCUAUAAAGAAGAUGGACCCUAUGCAGGCAGUUAGUCCUUCUGGAAAAAUGGACAUCGAAAAGCUGUCCAAAUGGUUUGAGGAGUCCAGACUUGACCCCAACGACCCCUCCAAUGCUGACCUCGUCUUCAUGCUCAAGCCCAAGGGAGGGGACCUGAGCCACCUCCAGCCCCCCGACUAUUUCAGACUGGAACAACUCCAAGAGGAAUUUAACGUGGCAACAGAUGAUGAGAUUGAGAAUAACAAACGAUUCCAGCUGCUGCAGCUGCGUGACAGUGAGGUGCAAGAGUUCCGCAACUACAGGAUGGUUCCGCUCAAAGUUCAGGAGAUCCCACGGGACACUUUCACGGAAUAUGAGAAAAAGAAGAGGGAGGAAACCAAAAUGGCAAGGAGAGAUGACAUUGAAUCUCACCGAGAAGAUCGGGCAAAGUUCAUGCAGAGAGUGAGAGAAGAAGUGAUCCAGAGAUUCCGAAUCCUUGCCCAUAUGAAGAGACUAGAGGAUGUCGUACUAGAGGAAGCAGUACCUAACAUUGCGAUGAUUGGAACCAGUCUGCUGAGGGUGACAGAACGGCGGCGACCAUUGAGACCUGAGAGGAAGGAGAGAAAGAAGGUCACGGCCCAGGUCCUCAAAGGUGAUGAAGUCAAGAUCCUGGUCAACAUCACACGAGCGCUCUACGUUCCAAUCAGGACGAGUUCUUCCAUACAUGCAGAUGAAAGUAAAGCAAGUGGAUCUACAACAGCCAGGGGGACUGAUAGCGAGAACAAGGCAGUCAAAAGUAUUGUCGGCGAUACUUUGGUGCGACCAUUUGUGGAGGUGGUGUUCCAACAUUCGUCCAUGCGGACAGUUGUUGGAGAUGGACCUAACCCCAGCUUUAAUGAGGAGCUACAGAUUCCUUUUAAGGCUCCAAACGACGACUACAGUUCUAACAACCUUCAGACCAUCACCGAUGAACUCUACCUGAAUUUAUUUGAUGAAGUUGUUGUGGACAUACAAGAGGAUGACCGGAACAGAGGCACGACCCUCCAUCAAAGGAUAGAGAAACGCUGGCUUGGUGAUCUCACUAUACCCUUCUCAACAAUCUACUUCAAUGGCAAAAUUGAGGGUACGUUCUGUUUGAAAUCACCACCGGUAUUGCUAGGUUAUUCGCACGACCAAAAUAUGGGAGCCGAUACGGACAUCAACAUCGGAAGUAAGGAGGAGAACACUUACCUCAGCCUCUUCAUCACCAUAGAGCCGCCCCUGUCUCCCGCCGAGCCAAUGAAAGAACGGUUUUCAACAAAUGAAGCCGAAGACGUGCUACAGUAUGCAGAAAAAUGGCAGACUGAGCUUGAAGAAAAAUUCCCCAAGAGAGAAUUUAAAACAACCGUGAUCAACGUCAAUGGGAAGUCAGUAUUUAUAACACGAUACUUCAAGGAACUCAAACCGCCCGAGGAACUCCUCGCAGAUCUGAAAAACCAAAAGGCUGACGAGGUGGUGGCCCACUUUGUAGCCAUGAUCCCCUUCGUGUCCGAUUCUGUCGUCUUCCCAGGACUGUGUGACAUCUGGAGUACCAGCUCACAAUUCCUACAGAUGAUGGCUGGAGAUGAAGAAGAACAUGCUGUCUUGUUAGUUAACUACUUCAUGUCAAUGCAGAAGAAGACUUGGUUGAUCAUAGGUACUGCUAUCCCCGAGGGCCCCACAGCCUACGUGAUGACGGAGGAAGGAAAUGACCUUUGGAUCUGGAAUGCUGGGACAGGCCAUCACUAUAGCGUUCAUGACAACUACUGCCCCCUACAGACUGUUGGCUGUCUGGUGGAUGCUGAAAAUAUCUACGCAAAUAUACAGCAAUAUGACAAACCAUCCCAGAUGAGAUUUGAUAUCAAGGCCACAUCUGACUGGAAACCGUUCUUCACACGAUCCUUUGCCAGGUCACUUCCAUCUAUUCAGCCCGAAGCCCUGCGGUACAUUAAUGCUGAUCCAAAUGGAGCACGAGACAUCCAAGAGAAAAUUGAGAACAUGCUGAAGAACCGCAUCAUGGAGUGGCGAUCACGUUAUAUCACUCGAUGGAACAGGCACUGCACGCAAAUCAUGAGGAAAAUCCUGCCAGUAUUGGAGGAAAACCUUGGAAAACCACCAGAUGCACAACAUCUGUCUGAACUGGAGAAACAGUUCUCUACAUAUAAGGUGUCUGGUUUCCCCAUCAACAUGCCGUUUACAGGUCUGGAAUACAUCAAUGAACGAGUGUAUUCCACAGGCGUGCAUGCUCACGAGACGAGUGAUGUUGAAUUUGCCCUUGCCGUCUAUGUACACGCCUACCCUAACUCGGUGGCAUCCGUCUGGGUUUAUGUGGCUUCACUUAUCCGCCUUAGGUAGUGGAUCAUGUGACUUGUAUCAACAUUCCGUCCUGAUAACUGUGAUUGAAAGAAGUCCGUCCAAAAUUGUUUAAAAAUAGGUGAAGUCGUAGAACUAAGAAAUUUGUACAAGCCUAGAACUUGUGUGUCUGUUGAGUUUUCCAGGAUUCUGGUAUGUAGAUAGCAUCUUCUGUUUUACUUUAGAAAACAUUCAUUGGAGGGCAGCUGUACAAUUUAUUUGGAAAUCUGUGAUUCAUUUUGGUGGUUGUGAUAAUAAGAUCUUGAUCUUUUUAUACCUUCUGGCAAUGAUCAGGAAAUGUAAUCAUUGUUACAAAAUAACACUUGCUAUAUGGACAGCUCUCUAAUCCGUUAAGAAUCCUGACCUUAAAAAUAAAAUUGUGUGAUACCAGACAUUUAUUCAUUUAGAUAAUUAUAGUUUCAAUAUUUAAAGGAUUUUAAAUUAUUUAUUUAUUUUAAUACUUGAUAUUAUGAAAAUAACAUGGUUUUGCAGGCUAUACAAAAAUCAUGAAAAACAAAAUCUGUAUAUACAUAGAACUAUUUUAUGUUAGUCAACUUCAUGUAAUAUUAUUUGAAAAUGAUAUACAUGGUAAUCUUAAAAAUUAUGAAUAAACCUAUUAAAAGAAUCAACAAAACAGUUAAUGUUGUUGAAGAUAUUUUUUAUUUAAUUCCUGUACAUCUUCAUUUCAUGAAUUGAUAAAUGCAGAAUUAAAAUAUAAAAUAUUUGUUUAAUCCGUUUAGCACCAUAAAUAAAGGAUUUUACACGAGUGUCUUUGUCAUGAAUUUAUCAAACGACUUUUAAUAAAUUCCAUAUGACAUCGUCAGGAGUGUAAGAAUCUGUUUAUCACAUAACUCAUAUUAAUGAGUGUAAAUAAAUUUCUAUACAAAACA